AUGCCCUCGUCCACAGAAGAGGCGCCCCUGCAACAGGCCCUGGACCCUGUAUCCUCGGUCCAAGUCAAUACCGAAGCUUCCGCCACCAUCAAGGAAGCUGCCCAGGCAGAGGAGGACGAGUUACCGGCUUCAGCCGAGUUCCACCAUAUCAAGCUUAUAUCUGUGGCGUUGAAAGAGGCUGCUUUGGACUCGCCAUCGUUCAGAGCCUCGGUUAACCAUCUCCAUACGCAGCUUAUGACUACAGAGAAGUGGAUCUUGGCGCUUAGAUCGUCCCUUACGAAGAUUCCCAAACAAGUGAAGGAGUUGCAGAGUUAUGUGAAUUCGUUUUUGGAGUACUUGAUGCCCCAGUCUUUGCUGGACGGCUUGGUGGACCAGGAAUACACGCAACAAGCCAUGAAUACGAUCUUUGAGGGCCUCAAGAUGGUCUGGGAUAUCAGUUUGGGGCUUCUUAAUUAUUCAAUUCCUCGGCUAGAGUCGACCAAGGAUACGAUCAUGGAGCGUAUAGCGUUGUACCAGACCUAUAAGGUGCGUUUUGAUGAAGCCCAGGCUAACUACGAUAAGUUCUUGCGGAUCCAUAUGUCUACGCCAAAACUGAAGGAUCCAGCUUUGGUCAUGGAGGAUCUGUUGCAGCUUUUUGCUGUGCGGAAAGAGUACAUGUCUGCUAGUCUUGAUCUUAUCAUUGAACUUAACGAGGUUAUCGAGUAUGUGAACCAUAAAAUCGUCAGGUUCGUUUAUCUAAUGUGGCACCAGAAAGUGGAGCGUUUUGGUACCCAUCCCAUUGUCCAGCAGCUCUUGACAGACGUGUGGACUCAUCUUAAACGCAUUUCGUCGUGGUUUGAUAAUUAUAGAGGCUCUGUGGCCAGGCUCCGUAAAGAUAUGAAGGCUGCCAAAAAACAGAUCCACGAAUCCACCAGCGCCAGUUUUGUGCCUUCCGGUGAUCUUAAUGAUUAUAGAACGUCGCUCAUUAAUAGCAAAAUGUUGGCAAGCUUCCCUGAGACUGCUGUGGAAAAGCACGGCCAUUUGUUCAUGAAAACAUAUAUUGAAAAGUCCACAAAGCCUGUUUGGGUUCAGAGAUGGGCAUUCUUGCAAGGCGGAGUGUUUGGGCUUCUUGUGCUAAGUCCAUCUGGCACGGCGGUUCAAGAAACAGACAAAAUCGGUGCUCUUCUUUGCAACACCAAAUACACAGCUAAUGAAGACAGAAGGUUCUGUUUUGAGCUCAAAACCAUCGACACGACUAUCGUCUUCCAAGCAGAAACCGUCCAGGAACUCUACCUGUGGCUCAAAGUGUUUGAAAAUGUCAGAACUAGAAUCACCACUACUGGCGACCCCAUGACGAAUUUAUUCGGCAUCGCCAGCAACAGAUACCCACCACUCAUAUCGGAAUUUGCCAAUUCCAACAACACAAGCACCGACAAACUGUUGACGAACUCAAAGGUCAUCAACAAAGAAGGCCAGAUAAUCACCUCCUCCAGGCUUUCAGCGCAUUUGAUGAAAAACCAAAAGUUGUUCCAAAACUUCGUCUACAACCAAGUGACAAGAAUCCGGUUACCUUUCUUCACAGAAUACAGCCGGUCCACGCUUAUAGCAUACAGUUUGGCAGGCUCCACCGCUGUACCUACAGCCCUCAGUGCCAAUAUCUGGGGGUCGCUUAAUUGGGGCUGUUAUUAUUUGCAUGAAGAUUUCCACGCCAGUGCCCACGAGGAAGUUGCUCCUGUUCCCGAAGAGCCAUUUACGAAACAGAUUGGCCAUGGUAUUAUGGUGCCAGCUAAUUACCCAGAUACACUUUUAGGCAGUGAGAUCCAGAUGAGGGCUCUUUUUGAGUCUGAAGUGGACAACACAGAAUGCUGUUUGCUUUCGUUCCACUGCCUCUGGUCGCCAAACUCCAACCAGGAGCUCCGUGGUACAGCGUUCAUCACCCAGAAAAACUUAUACUUUUACUUGCAUGCACUGGGGUUUGUUGCUUUGAGCAAAACGCCCAUUGACCAGAUCGUGGAGGCCAACUGCGUGCCCAAGAAGAACUACGACUACAUGAAGAUUCAUAAAGUGAGUGGUCUGAUCAAGACCAAGAUCUUUUUGGGCGAGGGACUCCUAAUUGCACAGAAAAUCAACGGCAUCAUCCAAAACAUCACCAGCAACAAUCCAUUAGAUGUCAGCGGCAUGAUCAGCAAACUCAAGGAUAUCGAGAGAGAGUACGCUCUGAAGAAGGAAGAGCUUCGAAGACUUGCAGACCACACAGCGUCACCAAACGAAGCCAGCUCGUUUGAGGUGGACCGUCGUCCUCACGACUCUGAACCGAGGUUUAGGGUUGAUUUCAGCGACGACAUGCACUUUCUCAGUUCCCACAAGAUCAAACUCCCGCCCAAGGCUAUAUUCCAUGCUCUUUUCGGCCACAAAUCACAUCUUAUGGAUGCAUCUUAUCCUAUUGUGUCAGUUAAGUACAUCACUCAUGGACAGUGGAUGAAGAUGCCAGGAAACGACCGUGGUUUAUUCCGUGAUUUCCUCUCUGCCAUCGUUUAUCACGACGGUAAAACAGAUACCAUCACCGUCAGACAGGAAAUCGAAGACAUGAGCGAAAACGAGUACUACUGCUGCAAAACACUGAGAUCGUCAUUCAAGUUUGGCAUGGUGACGUUUGAAAUCAACACAAGAAUGGUGAUUAUCGCUACCGAGGGCGGAAACUCCAAGAUCAUGAAUUAUGCUUCCUUGAUCUUCGACAGGAAAACCAUCUUCAAUCCGCUUCUCAGAAGCUUAUCGAAAACCUUCCAGACUGCGUUUGCCAACGGUGUUCAUCGUCGUUUGGAUAAGACAGCCAAGGUGAUUGGCACCCACGGUCAGAUUGCAAAGGCCAUUUACAUGUAUGGUAAAGUGCCCAUCACCGACGUGCCAUAUGUGAUUCCAGCGCUGCCUCCAACGCAGUUGAAUGUUGAUACAGUGUUCCGUUUGACAUUGAGGGGCACACUUGGAUCUAUCAUAAGAAAGAUCACUUCUUUUGUAUAUUUGGUGGUCCACGGUAUACAAAUGUUCCUCAACAGCUUAUCAAUGAAUAGAGUGUUGGUCUUCACAAUCAUUUGUUUGAGUUUCAUGAACGUGUUUCUCAUGGGCAGGUCAACUGUCACCUACUGGCAAGCAAAGAAUGCCAGAGGUGUAAUGCUAGACAUUAUCCAGGGAGAACCAAUGAUCAUGGAGCGCGCCAUUUACUUGAACGAAGUGAAGGACCUCAUUAAGAACCAGCACGUCACCAAGGAUAAUUCAACGUGUUUCCGGAUUUUCCUGGACCAGUCGUUUAUCCAGAAUUACGACCAAGCGCUGGCGUGGAAGUUAAAGUAUGAGGAUGACAUUGCCCGAUCCGUGGCCACCAACCUCCGGCGAACUUUACGAGAAAUCGGCAUCCGCCGAAACGAAUUGAUUGUGAGUUUGCAGAUGCUUAACCAGCUUGAGGAGGAAGUGGCCAAGGGCGAAUGGCGCAACUGGCUUCUGGACGAACUUGAAAAAUGCAGUCUUCUAAUGAACCCGACCAGCGAGGGAGAAACACUGAAUGAAAUCAAGGCCAGUUAUACCGAAGGUGUUGACAAUUUGCUUGCUUUUUGUGAGUGUUGUUCACAAGAAAUGGCCCAUCUUAGAGCCUUCGAAGGUCAAGACCAAUCGGCAGCGAAUAUAUAG
Messenger RNA from Candidozyma haemuli, 3660 nucleotides. RefSeq lists its product as uncharacterized. NCBI's taxonomy places the organism in Eukaryota, Fungi, Ascomycota, Pichiomycetes, Serinales, Metschnikowiaceae. The record is from RefSeq and is a predicted model, not a curated record. The coding region runs from base 1 to 3660 and encodes 1219 amino acids. The transcript has a single exon. Gene Ontology annotation, cellular component: cytoplasm. Gene Ontology annotation, molecular function: protein binding; GTPase activator activity.